UUCAAAAGAAUGUUCAAUGAUGUAAUUAAACGUAAACGAUUCCUCUAUCUUGAAUUUAAAUUUAUUAUUGCAAUGCAAUAAGAGAACUGGAAAAAUGUGCGAGUAACUGAGGAUAAAAACUACGAUAUUACAAAAAUGUUUUCACCCUUCUAUUUUUCAAGAAAUUUCAGGAAUAAUUUCAGAAUUAUUAUGAAAUAUGCUUCAAAUUAUUCAACGCAACAGAAUCAACGGAAAUUGAAGGAGAAAAUAGGUUUUAUAGGGGAUGGUAAUAUGGCCAAGGCUAUUUGUUUCAGUAUGGUUAAGCAGAAUAUUGUGGAUUUCUCUCAAAUUUAUGUUUCUAGUCCCUAUAAGGCAAACUUAAAUAUAUGGGAACAAAAGGGUGCUCACAUAUCAACUCGAAAUGCUGAUGUCGCUAAAGAAGCAGAUGUCAUUUUCCUCUGCGUUAAACCACACUUUCUACAAGCUGCGUUGGAUGAUAUAACUGAAGUUGAUAAAAGAGCACAUGAAGUCAGAAAUAAAUUAUUCAUUUCCAUACUUGCGGGUUAUACAGUGAAAGAUCUCGAAGUAUUUUUAAGACCAUUUGAAAACUGUAGAAUAAUAAGAGUGAUGCCUAAUACUCCAGUUUUAAUAGGGGAAGGUUGUACAGUUUACUGCCCAGGAGAGAAAGCAACAAAAACUGAUAUUGACUUGGUAAGAAUUAUGAUGGAAUCAACAGGAUUAUGUUUUGAAGUUGAAGAACGUUUCAUUGAUCCAAUAGCAGCAGUUUGUGCAAGUGGUCCUGCAUAUGUAUAUUUAUUUAUAGAAGCUCUUUCUGAUGGGGGUGUGAGAAUGGGUUUGCACAGGGAAAUGGCAACAAAACUUGCUGCUCAAACAGUUCUAGGAGCAAGUAAGAUGGUAAUGAGCACGGAAAAGCACAUGGGAACAUUGAAAGAUGAGGUUUGUUCUGCUGGAGGUACUACAAUAGCAGGAAUUCAUGCCCUUGAGAAGGGUGGCGUUAGAGGUUCUGUUAUGAAUGCAGUGGAGGCUGCAACGAAGAGAGCAAAAGAAUUGAGAAAAAUUGAAGAAGGCAGUGAAAAAUAAGUCUUCUAUUACUAUAUUCAUGUGAUUCUAGACAAUAAAAUAGUCUAGUUCCUUAUGUACCUAUUUGUAUUGUUAUUACUGUUAGUAAAUCGACUCUUGUUUGAUUAAAUAUUGCUAUUGCAUAAUGAAAUAAAUAAAAUAUGUGUCA
Molecule: messenger RNA, 1228 nt
Organism: Coccinella septempunctata (seven-spotted ladybird)
Lineage: Eukaryota; Metazoa; Arthropoda; Insecta; Coleoptera; Coccinellidae
Product: pyrroline-5-carboxylate reductase-like
Exons: 1
Coding region: 136-1080 (314 amino acids)
Biological process (GO): L-proline biosynthetic process
Molecular function (GO): pyrroline-5-carboxylate reductase activity
Source: RefSeq, a predicted model, not a curated record